AUGGAUGAGAGCGUACUCUUUGACUACGAUGACGCAUGGCAUGAGGUGAACGGCGAUGGUGGUGGAAAUCCUAUCUCAACAGCAGUUGACCAGUACAUGGAGCAAGUCACCCUGAAGCAUCAAGAAGACAAGCAGGCCGCUCUCGAACGGCAGUAUGAAGCUUUCGAACGCUACAUCCAAAAUUUAACAGCUGGAGGAUUCACCCCAUCCACACCGAUGACUCCUGGAUAUGGUUUUGGAACUCCAUUGGGCACGCCGGGCACUGCUCUACCGCCUUUUCCGUUCCCAGCAAAUCCGAAGCAGAUGGUUCGCAGCAAGUUCUUCUAUUGGGCUCAAAGAAAGGAGGAGAUGUUCGCAGAGUCUCUAAAGAGGCUGAAGAGCGAUGUGGUCCGGGCAAAUGCCCUGACUCGUGAGGCCAACAUGAUCAGCCGUGAGCUUGGAAAUUCUCGACGGCAAACCACUUAUGACGUGACUCUUCAAAUUCCUGCUGCGAACCUGAGACCAAGCAAAAUCAAGGCUGGCACAUUUGUUUGUGAACCUGUGAUAGUUGUCCGCCGUGCAGGAAUGAGCGGUAGCCAACUGUGGACGGUUGCGCAGCUGGAGAACAAACUGAUUGAUAUGAGAGAAAUGUACAAUGACAAACUAAACGGAGUCAUACGGGAGUCAUCAUGUGCCUCUAGCCCUGAAGGAUCACCAGCACAUUCGGUGGCGCAAACAUCAGUGGAUGAAGUCAUGAUCGAUCCUUUCUUCGAGAGUCAGGAGCAUCACAAUCUGAUUGGGGUGGCCAACGUGUUCUUGGAGGUUUUGUUCCAUGAUAUGAAGCUUGACUAUCAGGUGCCAAUAAUUUCACAUCAGGGUGAAGUGGCUGGACGGCUUCAUGUGCAGAUUUAUAGGGUACCAAACUGCGAUACUGAAGGAGUGCAGUCGCCCGAUUACGGUGAAGGGAUGGAAAGGGCUGAGAGCUUACUUGGAAAAGUAAUUACUUGUCGGUUAAAUAAAACUGUGGAGGAAUAG
Messenger RNA from Cylicostephanus goldi, 1014 nucleotides. The record is from the annotation of a GenBank genome assembly. Lineage: Eukaryota; Metazoa; Nematoda; Chromadorea; Rhabditida; Strongylidae.